AUGAGUAGUUCAGAAGAACUCUCACAGUACGAUGAUAAACCAGUCAAGUCCUCCAAACCUUCUAGCGAUUCAGAGCAAGAGGGCAAUCGCCCCGUAAUUCCAAGAGAUAUGUUUGGAUUAUAUGGCGUACAUGUGAGCAAUCUGCCAUCUGGAAUCUCCCAGGUAGAGUUAGAGAAAGCCUUCUCUACUGUCGGCAUUGUUCAAGUGUGCAAAAUCAUGGAAACCAAAUGUAUUCCACUGUAUGCUUUCGUCAAGUAUUCAUCCACUGUUGAAGCCCAAGAUGCUCUGUUGAAGUUUGAUGGUUACAAACUGAAUGACGCUGUCUUAGCUGUGAGACCAGCUUAUGUUUCCCACAGAUGGAAGACUAAAAAUACACCAGGUGGUAAAGCUGACAGGCGUGAAACUUCCUCAGAUGAUGGCAGGGGCAGGGAGAAUUCAAAAGUGACUACAUAUUCAAUGGAAUCAAGCGAUUGUCGCCUUAGGGAUGGAAAACUAAGCGAAAGUGAUGUUAGAAUGUUUAAUGGAAAAUCCUCCAAAUCAUUCUCACCCAGGAAAGCAAAUGGUGGGCAAGUUCUGGGUCCACGGUUUCAAAGAAGUUCUCCUUCGAGAUCAUCAGCAUCUGAAAGUUCACGUGAUUCUCAUCGGAUUCAAGGCGCUUCUCCUUCACAGAUGUCUACGUCACCCUCUGGGCAAACCAAGCCAGUUCAACAGGAUUUACCUGUUUCAAGUUCCAGUACGUCUUCUGGUCAGGUAAAUGGCCACCCUGUCCCGGGAAGUAUGUACUCUUCAGCAUUUAGGCCAUAUCAGGGAAACAUCCAAGAACCUUGUGGCAGACAAAAUGGUUAUGCUAUGGAAAAUGGUAUUGCAACAGUGACAUCAUCUAUGCAUAAUCUCGGAAUAUCGGCAGAGAACAAUUGGAAUCAUAACCAAGUUAACAAUGUCUUGGACUGGCAGCAAGGAAGGGUUAAUUCUUACAGUCAAGCGAGUGGAACCAAUUACCAGGAUCAAUCAAUGUGUAGUCGAGACAGAAAUCAAUGUGUGCCAGCAGGGAAGUGGAUUGCUCAAAGUCCUCGUAAGACAAACGUGUCAUCAUGGAGCACAGCUGAUGUGGUACGGUAUUUUUCUUCAAGUGACUGUGCUGUAUAUGCAGGUUUCUUUCAAGAGCAGGAAAUUGAUGGAAAAGCAUUGAUGUUGUUAAAUAGAGACACACUGUUGCAGUUCAUGAAAGUUGGUCCAGCUCUUAAGGUGCUACAGAAAAUAGAGGAACUGAAAUGA
This is a messenger RNA of Porites lobata, 1275 nucleotides long. NCBI's taxonomy places the organism in Eukaryota, Metazoa, Cnidaria, Anthozoa, Scleractinia, Poritidae. The record is from the annotation of a GenBank genome assembly.